Messenger RNA from Symbiodinium sp. CCMP2456, 777 nucleotides. The record is from the annotation of a GenBank genome assembly. Lineage: Eukaryota; Dinophyceae; Suessiales; Symbiodiniaceae.
GGCGCCUACGAGCUCGGCGUUUUGGAGGGCAUUUGUCGGAACGAUUCCCUGCACAAGUACAGGAAUUGGUCUAUGAUUGUUGGGACCAGCAUCGGAGCAUUGAAUGCCGGUGCGUUGGCACAGUACCCGCCGGAGGAGCAGUGUACGAAGGCGAUUCAAGCAGCCCAAGCAUUUUGGGACACGAUUAAGGCCCCUGAGGACGUUUGGGUUUCCUCGGAGUUGGCAGAUGUGGAUCCGGGUGAUACAAAGACAAGCCGCGAGCCCUGCCUUACCGGCAUCCGUGCCAUGUCUAUGGCCAUGGCCUUCUAUCGCCGGGGUGGGGUGUGCGACCCCAAGCCCGGCAGGAAAGCUUUCGAGUUCGCGGUCAAGAAAGAGCGCAUUAGACAGUCUGGAAUGAUGCUGCGUGUGGUCGCCACGUCGUUGGCGACUGGGCUGCCGAAAUGGUGGCAAGAGACCGAUGAGAGCAUCAUCGAGGGCUGCGAGGCCUCCGGUGCGAUUGCGCCACUUAUUUUUCCAAAGGAGGUGGAUGGUGUGGGCUAUAUCGACGGCGGGUUCGUGGCUAACACGCCGAUCAUGAAGGCCCUGGAAGAGGGCGCCCAAACAGUCAUCGUGGUCGAGCUGAACCCGAUGUCGAGCAACACUCUCAUUCCAAGUCUUCCGAAGCUGUAUGCUGCAGAUGAAGAUGUCGGACUGCGGAUUCUAGAAUUUGAGGCGAGCCUCAUGCAGCAAAGGUACUUUCUCGAGCACGAGCUGCAGAUGGCCUGUCAACGGUUUCCG